GUCCUGCUCUUCAUUUUCGUGACACAGUGGGCUCUGUCUUUUCACUUGGGGACCACGAAAAUCAUCGCUGAAUCCAUUCACCCCUCUCCGAUCGCUCUCUUUGAAGAUGGCUCUCUUGUCAUCCGGCACGUUGAGGGCGUGGCGACGGGGCGGGGCGGUGUUCCGCCCCGUGACCUCGGGUGCAAGUGCGUCCUCGGUUCGGUCGAUGCAUUGGGAUCAGGCUCGUAUUAUCGGCUCCACGCCCGAUCGAAACGCUCCCGAAUUUCAGGAGAAUCAAAGUAAAAUGGAGGGUGCGGUGAGCCAACUCAAGUCGGUAGUGGGACGGGUCGUCCAAGGGGGCGGACCUAAAGCUAUCGAGCGACACACGGCCCGAGGCAAACUCGUUCCCCGCGAGCGCAUCAACCGAUUGCUAGAUCCUGGAUCGCCUUUCUUAGAGAUGAGCCAGUUGGCCGGCUUCAAGUUGUACGGUGAUGAAGAGGUGCCCGCUGGUGGGAUCAUCACGGGGAUCGGUCGGGUGAACGGACAAGAAUGUAUGAUCGUGGCCAACGACGCUACCGUCAAAGGAGGCAGUUAUUACCCAAUCACGGUGAAAAAACAUUUGCGAGCCCAAGAGAUCGCCCGUGAGAACCGUUUACCGUGUAUCUACCUCGUGGACUCCGGCGGAGCCAAUCUACCUCGCCAAUCCGAAGUCUUUCCCGACCGAGAUCACUUUGGACGCAUUUUCUUCAACCAAGCCAACCUCUCAUCCCAAGGGAUUGCUCAAAUCGCCGUCGUCAUGGGCUCGUGUACGGCUGGUGGGGCUUAUGUACCUGCAAUGGCCGAUGAGAGCAUCAUUGUCAAGAAGCAAGGUACCAUCUUCUUGGGGGGACCACCCUUAGUCAAAGCCGCCACGGGUGAAGAGAUCACGGCUGAGGAAUUGGGUGGCGCUGACCUACAUUGUGGCCGAUCUGGAGUGACGGACCAUUACGCGUUGGAUGAUGAACACGCCAUCCACUUGGCUCGCACCAUAGUCGGGAACCUCAAUGUUCAAAAGAAACCCGAUGUGACUCUAAGUGUGCCCGAAGAACCAAUUCAUGAUGCCCAAGAUCUUUAUGGUAUUGUGGGUGAGGAUCUUAAAAAAACCUUUGACGUUCGAGAAGUGAUUGCUCGAAUUGUGGAUGGGUCCAAAUUUGACGAAUUCAAAGCCAAGUACGGAGAAACUUUGGUAACUGGCUUUGCGAGGUUAUACGGCUAUCCUGUUGGCAUCAUUGGAAAUAAUGGCGUGUUGUUCGCCGAGUCCGCAUUGAAAGGCGCUCAUUUUGUUGAAUUAUGUUGCCAGAGAAAGAUCCCUUUGUUAUUCCUUCAAAAUAUCACGGGUUUCAUGGUGGGAAAAGAUGCGGAAGCCGGUGGAAUUGCUAAACACGGUGCUAAAUUGGUGACUUCGGUGGCUUGUGCCAAUGUGCCCAAACUUACACUCCUUAUCGGUGGUUCCUAUGGUGCUGGGAAUUACGGCAUGUGUGGCCGAGCAUACAGCCCUCGCUUCCUGUACAUGUGGCCAAAUUCUCGCAUUUCCGUAAUGGGUGGAGAGCAAGCUGCUGGCGUGUUGGCCACGAUUACCCAGGAGCAACGCCGGAGGGAGGGCAAAGAAUGGACGCCCGAAGAAGAAAAAGCAUUGAAAGACCCCAUCAUCAAAAGAUUCGAGGCUGAAGGCAGUCCCUAUUUCUCCAGCGCGAGGUUAUGGGACGACGGUGUGAUCGAUCCGGUGGAUUCGAGGCGAGUCCUCGGGUUAAGCCUCAGUGCAGCGCUCAAUGCACCAAUUCCCGCCACAAAGUUCGGUAUUUUCCGAAUGUAAUGGCAAGAAAACGUAAGAACAGAUGGGAAAUCUAUGUGCAGUUCUCAGGUGAAUGUCAACUAUAUGAAUUGAGAGACACAGAAAACAUAAACAUAUUGAAUCUCAA
This is a messenger RNA of Tigriopus californicus, 1937 nucleotides long. RefSeq names its product methylcrotonoyl-CoA carboxylase beta chain, mitochondrial-like (gene Mccc2). Gene Ontology annotation, cellular component: methylcrotonoyl-CoA carboxylase complex; mitochondrion. The coding region runs from base 107 to 1831 and encodes 574 amino acids. The record is from RefSeq and is a predicted model, not a curated record. The transcript has 9 exons. Lineage: Eukaryota; Metazoa; Arthropoda; Copepoda; Harpacticoida; Harpacticidae. Gene Ontology annotation, biological process: L-leucine catabolic process. Gene Ontology annotation, molecular function: methylcrotonoyl-CoA carboxylase activity.